AGGGGGGAGCCCCGCAGGGCUGCCUGGGUGUCGUCGGACCAACUCUGCCCCAGCAGGGGGCGCUGCGGCCGCCUCCCCGGGUGCGCGGGCGGGCGGGGCCAUGUUCUCUGAGCGAUAAGGCCGCGGCGGCCGGGCGGCAGGGCCAUUUUCGGGCCGGCAGCGCAGGCGCGGCUCCCAAUCUCAGCCUGGACCGCGCGCCCCGCCCGGCUGAGCUGAGCGUGGGGCGGGCCCGGGGAGGAGGCGAAUCCCGUCCCGAGGGGUCCCUGCGCGGAGCAGCGGCGAAGAUGGACACCUUUGUUCCCUAUAAGGAAAUCAUCCUCAUGUAUUUAGAAAAAGCAAGGAGCUUUGUGAAUGAACAGUGUGCUGGGAUUGAACCCUGGCAGCUGAUUGGCUCGACAUUUGCUUCUACUCUGGUGGUGGUGUGGCUGCACAGUAUCCUCUUCCAACCAGAGAGUUUAACAUCACGAAGUAAAAAAUGGUUCUUUAAAACUCUAAGAAAACUGCCUUUUCUUGGCGCCAUAAUACAGAAGCAGUUUAACAAGGCCUUGGAUGAUGUAGCCUCUGGUUUGCACUUUCUGCAUGAUGGAAGAGGUUAUAUCGAAGCAUUGCCAGCGCAAGGCAUGAGCCAAUCUGUACUACUAGGGAAGAUGAAGGAGUACAGCUCUAUGGGUAAAGUACAUUGGGAGGAUGGGAAAGUCUCUGGGACAGUCUACAGCGGGGAAGAGAAACUCACUCAUUUGCUAGUGAAGGUUUAUGAGGAGUUUGCAUGGAGUAAUCCCCUUCAUCCAGAUGUGUUUCCAGGCCUGAGGAAGAUGGAAGCGGAGGUGGUGAGGAUGGCCUGCACGCUCUUCAAUGGGGGACCUAACUCCUGUGGAGUAACAACCUCUGGUGGGACUGAGAGCAUUUUGAUGGCCUGUAAAGCCUACAGGGAUCUAGCCUAUGAGAGAGGAAUCAAGCACCCAGAAAUACUGGUUCCAAUAAGUGUUCAUGCAGCAUUCGAUAAAGCAGCUCAUUAUUUUGGACUGAAGAUUGUGCACAUACCGUUGACCAAGACCAUGCAAGUGGAUGUUCAGGCAAUGAGAAGGGCUAUUUCGAAGAACACUGCAAUGCUGGCGUGUUCAGCUCCCCAGUUCCCCCAUGGAGUUAUGGACCCAAUUGAAGAGGUGGCAAAGCUGGCACUGAAGUAUAGAAUCCCCUUCCAUGUGGAUGCCUGUCUGGGUGGCUUUCUCAUUGCUUUCAUGGAGAAGGCAGGGUUUCCACUACAGCGUCCAUUUGACUUUCGUGUGGAAGGCGUGACUAGCAUUUCUGCAGACACCCACAAGUAUGGCUAUGCCCCAAAAGGCUCUUCAUUGGUAUUGUACAGUGACAAGAAAUACAGGCACUAUCAGUUUUUUGUUGCACCUGACUGGCAAGGGGGCAUUUAUGCCUCCCCCACCAUUGCUGGCUCCAGGCCUGGUGGCAUCAUUGCAGCUUGCUGGGCAACCAUGAUGUACAUGGGAGAAGAUGGUUAUGUUGAGGCUACUAAGAAGAUCAUUAGUACUACACGGUUCAUUGAAUCAGGGUUGCGGAAAAUUGACAACAUCCAAAUCUUUGGGAAACCUGAGGUGUCUGUCAUCUCUAUCGGAUCAGAUGUUUUUGACAUCUAUCGGCUGUCAAAUUUGUUAAGCGCUAGAGGAUGGAACUUAAAUGUCCUGCAGUUCCCGUCAAGCCUCCAUCUCUGCAUUACGCUGUUGCACACAAAACCUGGCAUUGCAGAACAAUUCUUGGAGGAUGUCCAAGACUGCGUCUUAGAGAUCAUGAAGGACCCUACAGCCAAGACCACUGGCAUGGGUGCCAUCUAUGGAAUGGCGCAGUCCAUCCCGGACAGGAAGAUGGUAUCAGAGAUUUCUCAUGCAUACUUGGACUGCCUCUAUAGCACAGACAUUCCUUCUAGUGACAAACACAUGAACGGUUCUCCUGGACACUCCUGAAUGUAGUAACUGGUACUUUGCCAGCCAGAUCUGAGGUGGUAUUCUGAAUUCCUGGAGGAAGAUGAUCAUACUAAGCUACUGUCUUUGAUCAGGUCAGGCAGCAGCUUAUCUACAGAACUUUCCUCCCCUUUCUCUGUCUCAUCCCUCUACUUUCUGAAAUCAACUUUUGAGUAAUUUCCACUGUCUUUGUCACUUCUCAAUAGUUGGUUUAGUUUUAAUUUUUCUAUUAUAUCUCCUUGGUUAGCUACCAAGACUAGUCCUAAAAGUCUUGGAUGGAAUGGCAUUGUUAUGGCAAUUGAAUGUCCAUUCCACAACCCCCUAACUCCUCAGGUAUUCUGUCUGUUUAUUCUGUACCCUUUCUUUUCCUGGAAGAAAAGCUCUGGAUCUUCUAUUUAGUGAAUGCCCCACUAGGAUUUGGGUUUUCUGUAGUUGUCUGAAACAUAGAGACACUGAAGUAACCUCCCCAGAAGUUGGAGGUAGAAAGUGAAUUGAACACAAGUAUUCAGUGACUCUUUCAACUGUACUGCUACCUACUGUAGGAAACCGUGUUUAACAAAUUGCGUGACGGGGGAUUAUAUCUUGUUAACACUGAACAUGAUCGUCUUUCCUUUAUUGAUUCCCCAAUCCAGUCUUUGAAUUCUUUACAUAUGGAGAUCCAGUUAGACACAGUUAUCAAUUUAUAGAUAGUAAUUUCUUUGGAUGAUUUUCUUAAUGUAAGCAACUCUUCCUGAGUCUUCUAUAAAUUGCAAUCGAAGUAGAAAAUUAAUUUUAAACCAAAUGGGUAGGAUAGGGGAAAGAGUCUGAAGGUACUCCUCAGGAACCACUCUUUAUACAGUAUCAUUGCUUUCCUGCCUCUUGUUCUAGAACUUUUACAUUACCACCCAUAAUGCUGUUGAAUCUUGCACAACUCCAAGGGAGAGCAAAAUGAUUAUUUUAUUUUAUGUAACUUGAAGGUUUU
Dermochelys coriacea (leatherback sea turtle) is the source of this 2928-nucleotide messenger RNA. RefSeq names its product sphingosine-1-phosphate lyase 1 (gene SGPL1). The record is from RefSeq and is a predicted model, not a curated record. Lineage: Eukaryota; Metazoa; Chordata; Testudines; Dermochelyidae. The coding region runs from base 285 to 1970 and encodes 561 amino acids. The transcript is spliced from 14 exons. Gene Ontology annotation, biological process: sphingolipid catabolic process; carboxylic acid metabolic process. Gene Ontology annotation, molecular function: sphinganine-1-phosphate aldolase activity; pyridoxal phosphate binding. Gene Ontology annotation, cellular component: endoplasmic reticulum.